Homarus americanus (American lobster) is the source of this 3353-nucleotide messenger RNA. RefSeq lists its product as uncharacterized. Bases 49 to 1317 code for a protein of 422 amino acids. Lineage: Eukaryota; Metazoa; Arthropoda; Malacostraca; Decapoda; Nephropidae. The transcript is spliced from 3 exons. The record is from RefSeq and is a predicted model, not a curated record.
GAGCGAGGCUGCAGAAGAAGGUAGACGUGUGCCGACUGCCGAGCCAACAUGAAGCUACUCGGGGCUGCUGCUGCCCUUCUGACGGUGGUGAUGGCGACGACUGUUAGAGGUGGUCCACCGCCAGCCCUCGAUGACCCAGCUGCCUUGAACAGGCAUCUUGAUGGUCGGUUCACUGGAAAGCAGGAAAUCCAUAAUUCUACAUCCUCACCUGCCGUUCAUUCUACAGCAAACAAGAAUGAAGAACAUGAAAACCCCCAAACAAAAAAUGGAGCACACCAAAAGGAAUCAGAGCCGAUCAGAGGCGGUAAAGAUAUCAAAGGCAAUGACUCGAAGAAAUGGGAUCCAACUGAUAAACCAAAGGGUAAAAACAUUCCAUCAGCCUUUGCGGAACUACUACCACCUCACAGAUACUUCAAACCACUGAAAAAUAACUUACCAGAGGUCAACAACAAAACACGAGUAAGGUUGGCUAGAAAUGCUGGUAUUGGAAGAUUUGCAGAAGACUCAUUUCAAGGAAGGAAAAGACAACAAAAUAGAAGCUGUUGCCCAUGGAAAGAUUGGGACUUCAACGAUAAAGAUGAUCAGGGAAAUAAAACAAUCUCUCUAGAAAUACAAUCAAAUAAGAAUGAUGUGCUAAAGAACCCUAAAACAAAACCAAAUCCAGCACGAGUACAGCCAACAUACAAGAGCAGCAUACUGAAUGGAAAGAGAGGCAUAACCAAGGAUGAGAUUCCUUAUAAUGAAAUGACUUCAUUGGAAACAGAACAUGUCCAGCAUAGUAGGACCUUGGAAAAGAGAGCAAAAAAGAUUGGUCGUGUAAAAAAUAGUUCAGUCACCUCUUUAGAAACACAGUCAAACAAUCGUCAGAUAUGGAACCGAAGAAAAGAUGAUACAGGAGGUGACCCUAAAGUUCCUAAGGAAACACAAACAAACAGUCGUCAGAAGUCAUGGAAGAAAUGGGACCAGAGCAGUGGUGAUACAGAACGUGACCAAGUUCCUCGUGAAACACAAACAAUCAGUCGUCAGAAGUCAUGGAAGAAAUGGGACCAGAGCAGUGGUGAUACAGAACGUGACCCUCAAGUUCCUCGUGAAACACAAACAAACAGUCGUCAGAAGUCAUGGAAGAAAUGGGACCAGAGCAGUGGUGAUACAGAACGUGACCCUCAAGUUCCUCGUGAAACACAAACAAACAGUCGUCAGAAGUCAUGGAAGAAAUGGGACAAGAGCAGUGGUGAUACACAGGACGAUGAAACUACAACCUUCAACACACAGCCAAACAGAAACAAUCGUCCCGAGGCAUGGGAUAAAUGGCUCUAAGGAAUAAUAAUGCACUUAUCCCAAAGUACAGUAGUCCAACAGACUGCAGCAGUCCAGACAAAGAUGAGACAUAAUUAUUGCAAGUGGUAAAAACAAGAAAAUGAUGAAAAGGUGAUUCACUAUAUGAUGUUGCCAGACUUUUGAAAAAAUAAAAUCAUAAUUAGACUUUAAACAAACUAAAGCAACAUUAUCUUUUAAAACAUGUGGAGUAACACCAAUAAUUUUUUGACAGAAGUCUGCCAUAACACUUGAAAUUACAUCACCUUUAGUUCAAAAUAAGGCAAACUGCUCUGUACAGUUGGCAAAAAAAUUCUUGAACACUCUAGCAUCAUACAAUAUGACAAAACGAAUGAUAAAUCUCAUAAAGUUUUAUUGCAUAUUUUGUAUAAAAAAUUCAAAGUAUCAAUAAACUUACAUGUUUAUCCUAUGUUCUUUUCUGUUUAUACUAUAAAGACGAGCAACAUGUAUUAUUACAAAAUAUCAAGUCACUUCACAACCAGGCAAACCAACCACUCUGAGGUCACACCAGUCACAGUGCUGUCUGAAAUGUAUCAUGGCCAGCUGUUUCAGAAAUUUUUUGCCAACUGUACAAUACAGGAGGUCCCCAACUUACGAAUGCCCGCCAAUACGAACGGGGUUAAACUUGAAAUUUACAUUACAGAGUAUUUUAUUUACUCGACUUAUUUUUUACUUUCAUGUACCGUAUUUUGUCAUUCUAUUUCUUCUUUUGUUUUAAAUCAAGUGAUUUUAGAUGUGGCAAUUGAACAUCACAAUUGUACUGUAUUUGAACACAGUACUGUACUGUGAGCUUUUGACACAUGCAUUUGGAUGUCAUAUAUCUUUAUAGUAACUUUCUCAGCAAUAUUACUAAUAAGAAUCUCAGUUUUGUUAUCCCAUCACAAAGUACAAGUAUAUUAGUGUAGCAGAAACUAUUAAAAGCAAGAUAUUUUUGGCAAUAUUACAUAAAUUUUGUGUCAGAAACUCAAGGUAUCAAUAAUUAAUUUAUAAGUUUAUGUUCUUUAGAAUACCCUGUAUUAAUUAUGAAAUACAUCAAUCCCUUACUAGGGAACGGUUACAUCAUAUGUAUUUCUUGUUUUUAUAUUCUAGUUCUGAUCAAGCUUUAAAAUGAUUACUGUACUUGAUUUUGUCCAUUGAUCAACAAAAAUAUAGAUACAGAAUGACUAUCCACAGACAAACAGGUAGUUAUACUCACCUAUACAUAUUGAAGACUACUUGCUGGUAUAAUAGUUUACUAAAACUUAUAUAAUUCAACAUCAAAUGACCCCCUUUACCCAAAAGGGGUUUGGUUCCAAUACAAAAAGCAAUAGUAUUUAAUUUUCAAUACAAUAUUCUGAUUGUAGUCACAAAUGUAAAUAAAAGAGAAUUUAAGCGGUUUAAGGAAGGUAUGAGUAUAUUUUGGAAACCACUGUACUGUACAGUAAGUGGGUAAGACAUUUACAGUAUAUCAGUGGACCCAAAAAUCAGUGCCAAGCCAAGUAUAUACAGUAACCCUAAAUUGCUCCACAAAAAAAAAAUGGCUUAUAUGGGUGGACACAUUUCCCAAACCCAAUUAAAAUUUCAGUUCAGGGUUUGUUAAGACACUUGAUUAAUUGGGGCCACAGUUACUAUAUAAUUGUCUUCUUCAUACUGCAAAUAACAAGCUUCCUUAGCAGUAUAUUACACCACCUUAGAAAUCCUGAGGUGAACCCUUAACCCUUUGUAGAGCAGGGGUGUCUGUAAGCUGAGUAAAACUGCCUGGUAUUUACUACAGUAUAAUAAAAUACCAUACCUAAAUGUGCUGACCUACAAAAGGCUGAUGUUGUAUCCAAUAAAAAUAGGAAAACCAUAAUUUAUUUCUCCUUGCUUCAGCUCUCUCCUUUUGCUUUCUACACUUGUACAAUUCUUCCUAUGUUUUCCUCCUGUUUGAGGCUUGAUAAACUUAAAUAAAGUAGGAGAUGAGUACUGUACAGAUAAUACAGGCAUAGUAAAGUACAUGGAAAUUUUGAAAAAAUAGAACUAUGGCAAAGUGUUUUUUU